AUCGUGCACGGGUUCUGUUCGAAGGUGUUGAGAUAGAUAGCGAAAAAAAGCUUGCCUUCGUUUUUUGGAGACCGUAUUUGAUGCCGUAGCUAGUCGGAGGGAUAGAGUGUGAGUGAAACAGAGCACAGGACGUCAGUGCGACGGCUAGCGAGCGAGCGUGUGUGUGUGAGUGUGUGCGCGAGCGUGUUUGUGCAUGCUCUUCACCGUGUGUCACUGACAUAUGCAGUGGCAACACAGUGCUGGGAGGAAGAAGAGCGCCGCAGUAGUACCGCAGACCCAGUUCAACAGCGGAGUGUUGUGUGAAUUGGUGGUGUUCCGGAAAAGUACUGUGUAGUGUGCAGACAAGAACAACGUUCGUCCACCGCAUUAUUGGUUCAAUCAGUGAAGUCAACUUGUUGGAACGCGUGUCGUAGCUGGAGACAGAUUCUGUCGAUGAAGCAAUCAAACGGGCUGCGGCACUACAGUACGACAUUAUCUCAUAAAUGAGAACGGACCGCGGCAGCAGAGUGAGCAUUAGCGAAAUCGUGCAGCAGCAUUAAGCAGCAAAAGUCUCACUCGACAAGAUGUCGACAUUACAUUUUGUCGUACAUCCACUCCCUGGAACAGAGGAUCAGCUUAACGACAGAAUACGAGACGUGGCUGAUAAAAUCAACAAAUAUGGUGUCCAAACGCUACCCGGGCUACAGUCACUGAAAGUCCCAGUGAAACAAAUUGUCAUCGGACCGGCACAUCUCGGUAUCCUGCUCGAGGAUGGACGUGCCUUCCGGGUUGCCUUUUCCAUCAUACCCGAACGGUUGGAUCUCAGUAAACAGGACGCUUCGAAGGCUGGCGGUACCGGUGGUAGUGGCGGUGGCGGCGGAGGAGGUGGCGGAGGCGGCGGUCCCGGUGGUGGUGGUGGUGGUAGCGGUGGAGGAGGAGGUGGUGGAAAUCAAUCUUCGAAUCAGUCAAACAACAACUCCAAAAGCACGCCUACCUCCCGUCAGUGUCGGUCCCGUACGCGCAUCAUGCGCACCAGCAGCUCGGUCCGUGCCGGCAGCGGCUCGCAGGGAUCCGGUUCGCGCAGCACGGGUGUUAUUAUGGGCGGUGGAUCGUCUGGCAGCCGAUCGAUCGUAUCCGUGCCGGCCCCGUUCGUGCCGGAAGAGCUGGUAGCGCAGGCACAGGUGGUACUGCAAGGCAAGAGCCGCAACUUGAUCAUCCGUGAGCUGCAGCGCACCAACCUGGACGUGAAUCUGGCCGUGAACAAUCUGUUGUCGCGCGAUGACGAGGGUGGCGAUGAUACGGAGGAGGGCAGCGACAAUUAUGUGGCGGAGGAUUUGAUCUCCCUGCUGGACGGUGGCUUCCAUCCGGACAGCAGCGUUAUCAUUGACGCGGAAGCCAUGUUUACCGACGAUGUGUUUGGAUUUUCCAACAUUCGAAAUUUGAUGUUAUACAGUCGUGCCCGUAGCGAACGAAAUCAAAACAAUUCAUCAUCUGGCGGAGGUGGUGGAGCCGGCGGCGGUUCCGGUGGUGCAACCGGAUCGGCAGGAAGCGGCAACGACGGUACCGCAUCCGGAAGCCGCUCGGGUGGCGGAGGCGGCAGUCAGUCCGGAGCGGGCAAUGGCGGUGGUGGAGGCGCCGGUUCGUCGGCGGUUAUUUCUGGCAGUGCACAGUCGGGCAGUGGCAGCUCAUCCGGGGGAGCCGGCGGUGGACCCUCUGGCGUGUCCGGUGGCUCGGGUCUCAACAGUGCGGAACGCGAAGGCUUUGGACGAUGGCGCGACCGGCAAUACUUUGGACCGCGUCGUUGGUUCCAAGGAGGAAGGGAAGACGUAUGGGAGAAGGAAGCGGGUGGUGAUUCAAAAAAGAAGGACUAUUCAUCCGGCUAUCCGCUGUGGGUGUCGGAUGAGAUGGAACCAUGGCCGGAGAAGGAUCAUGCGGUGCGCUUUACAGAAAUUGCCUCACUCUACUCGGAGUUUAUAGGCGUGACCGCCCGCGGCGAAAUACAUCAAUGGCGGUGGGCCGACGCCGAACCGUACCGUAGCAAUGACGCAGCGAACGUGCACCAUCCGAAGACGAUUCCGCUGAAUCUGUUGUACGAAAAGGUGACGCACAUAUCGGCCACCCUUAUCCGCUGUUCCGUAGCCACCGAAAGUGGUCGCAUCGCUACCUGGAUGGACGAGUUGCUUGGUUACGCCGGCAACAAGCUCGAGCACAGCGCCACCAACUAUCCCGAGUUCGCACUCGAUCGAAUAGUGUCGCUGCACACCUGCACGCUGUACACGGUGGCGCGCACGGAAAGUGGCGAGCUCUUCUGGUGGGGUGUGCUGCCAUUUGGGCAGCGCAAACGCCUCUGGGACAAGUAUCAGGCGAAGGCAAAGAAACCGGUCCGGCCCAGUCUGAACGCGCCGGAGGUGACGGUCGGGGCGCAGGUGUGCAUGAAAAGCUGCCCCAUGUAUCAGCACGGUGCAAUCGGAUUUACCAUCUCGAACGGUGUACCGAAAGUGGGGCAGCUGAUGAAUGCGGCCUGGGAAUUUACGAAGGUAUGCCGGUUUAAGCUGCUUUCCAUGUCCACGCUAUCGCAGCAGCUAGCUGCCAGCCAGCAGGGCGGAAGCGCCGGUGCAUCGAGCGGUUCGGUGGGUGGAAGUGGUUUGGGCACAAGCGCGACCCUUUCCAACAGCGGUAUGGCCGGCUCGUUGGGUGCCGGGUCGAACGCAAACGGUGGACUAGGAUCGCAAAGCUCGUCCGUCACGUUAUCGGGAGGGAUGGGUGGAAUUUUGGACAAAGAUUCCAAGGGUGGUGGGACCUCUGCCUCCGCAGCAUCUAGCGGUGGUGGUAGUGCGUCCGGUUCGGGAGGCGUUUCCUCUUCAAAGCAAGGGGCAGGCAACAAUAAGGAAUCGGCCGAUCGCAUCGAUAUGCCGCCACCGCCUUCGCCUGCUUCUAGUACGUGCAGCGACACGGGCAGUGUGACCAAUUCUCACAAACGUCCCAAGCGCAUGACACCGAAGGAAGAGCCAGAUCCCAAGAAGGACGAAGAACAGUGGCUGCUGAAGGACGUAAUAUUCGUCGAAGAUGUGCGCUCUGUUCCGAUUGGACGCGUGCUAAAGGUGGACGGUGACUUUGCCGCUGUCAAGUUUCCUCCGCCGCCGGGAUCGGGUGGUGGUAGCUCCCUGUCCUCGUCGAACAAUAGUGGCAGCAAUAGUAAAGACAAGUUUGACGACAGCAUCGAAGCUUGGCAGGACUGCCGGUUGCUGCGGAAGGACGAUUUGCAGGUGAUCAAAUCGGCAGCGACACCCCGCGUGCCGGAUUGCUUCCAAAAGAUACCGCGCCGCAUUGUGCUCAACCCAUCGGCACCGUCCAGCAGCGGCAGCAGUGAGGCAAUCGGUGGUACCUCUCAGCUCCUAACGAUUGCGGUCGAUCCGAAGGGCAUUCAUGGCAUUAUGAAAACGGCCAACAAUCGACUGCACUACUCGCUGUUUAACCUGAACACUGGCCGGCAGGAGCAGGACAGCGUAUUCCCUACAGACAUCGGCUCGUUCCUCGGCGCUUCGAUGCAGGACGUUUCGCUGACGUGCGUCGGUGACAACAGCUCGGACAGUGUACUGCUACUCCGCGACGGCAACAACACGCUCUAUCCGAUGGCAAAGGAUUGCGUCGAUGCUAUACGCGACCCGAGCUGGCUCGACCUUCCGCCGAUAAAGUGCAUUGCGGCAGCUUCGCUCACAUUACCGUCGGUGGGCGUGAAUCUAAAAUCACAGGUAGCGCUGGUGGUGCUAGCGCCCGAGCAGCAACUGCUCAUGUCGAAGAUAUUGCGCUGCGACAUCGACGGUGUACGACAGCUGCUCGGUCACAUUGCGGCCGACGGACCGGAGCAGAUGAGAAGCUCGCUGGCCUCAAUUUUGGCGGAGCACACGGACGGGAAUCGAAACAUCAUCCAUGCCUGCAUUAGCAUGUGCUCGCCGACGUCAAACCGGGAGCCCGACUUUGUCACCACCGGCAGUGGUGGUGGUGGUGGUGGUUCUAAUGGGAACGGUGGCGCAUCGAACAGCGGCAACAGUUCGUCAGCGGGAGGCAGUAAUGCUGGCGCAGGCCUCGAACCGAUCAAUGUCAUCACGAACACGAUCAUAGGCAACCGGCCGGUUAGCAUUCGAGAGAUAAUGCGCCGAAACGUAAGCAACCGUGAGCUGGUGGAUAAUGCUGGCGGCAGCAGCAGUGGCAAUGCAAUCGUUUCCAACAGUGUGCAGAACGCUUUGGCCGGUGUUCCAGGUGCGUCUGGUGGUGAAGAGCCACCGGUGCUGGCUGGGAACUCAAUGCCCGUAGUGUACUGGCCCACUGAGUACGAUCCGACGAGCGGUGAUGAGGACAGUCUCGGUGGUGGGCUUAACAGUGUAAUGGGCGGCUCGUCCGGAAGCCACCAGCAGCAGCAGCAGCAGCAGCAUUCUGGAGCAUCCCAGGCGAUCUUCACUGCCCAAAAAUCAUUAGCCUCGAUUCCGGAAACGUACGUGUCCGAUCCUAACGAGCGUCGGCAGAACGCUCAGCUCGUGUUGCAGCUGCUCUGCGAAAGCCCUGUGCUGCAGCCACAUUUGCGCACGCUGCUGAGCGCUAAGGACGCGCAGGGCCAAACGCCGUUCAUGCUGGCCGUUACAUGCCGUGCGUAUCAGGCAGGCAUCACGGUGUUUAAAGCGAUACAGAAAAUUGCCAACGGUGACGAGGCGGUGCGAGAUUCGAUGAUCUUCCCGCCCGGCUCGUCACCCGAUCAGUCCCCACUCGGGAUACUGUGCUGCAACGACACGUGCUCGUUCACCUGGACCGGAGCGGACCACAUCAAUCAGGACAUCUUUGAGUGCCGUACCUGCGGCUUGACCGGGUCGCUCUGCUGCUGCACCGAGUGUGCCAAGGUGUGCCACAAAGGACACGACUGCAAGUUGAAGCGCACCUCGCCCACGGCGUACUGCGAUUGUUGGGAAAAGUGCAAGUGCAAGGCAUUGAUCGCCGGUAACCAAUCGAAGCGGCACGACCUCCUAUGCAAGAUGGCGGCGGAGACGGAUCUCGUAACGCGCUUUAAUUCGCGCGGCGAAUCGAUCCUACUGUUCCUUAUACAAACGGUCGGUCGACAGAUGGUGGAGCAGCGCCAGUACCGGGCGACAUCGCGCGUACGCUCAACGUCAUCCGGCAAUGCGCGAAAAACACCCAACCUCGAACCGGACAACGAGAUGCCAGAGCACAACCUGGAACCGCCGCGGUUCGCCCGGAAGGCGUUGGACCGUUUGCUCAACGACUGGCCAGCUGUGCGUGCGAUGAUCAUGACGGGGGCCGAGAACGAGAAACCGAUCGUACCGAACGCGAACCAGCAACCGUUCUACGACGACGACAACCAGCAGGUGUAUCUGCAGUCGCAGAGCGGCACCUCGCUGCUGGACAAGUUUACGCACAGCUUAAUUGUCCGGUGCAGCAGUGAUCCGUUGGAAAAGUUGCUGAUGACACUCGUGCACGAGCUGCAGAACGAUUCGAUCCCGGGACGUGUGGAGGAAGCCCAGAAAGUGGCCCGCCGUUUCGUGCGUUCCGUGGCCCGCGUGUACGUGAUAUUCAGCAUCGAGCGGUUCCAAAACCCGGAGAAGCAACGCAACUCAACCACGCAGACGAAGCAUCUGCAAGCGUAUCGACGCGUGUUUACGGCACUGUUCAAAUUUGCCAUCGAAGAGCUGGUGGAGAUAGCGGACGCACUGAUCACCCCGGUACGGCUGGGCGUAGUGAAGCCUAUCGCGCCGUUCAACUUGUCCUCGAACAAUAUUGACAGCACUGAUGAAUUGUUUUCAGUCGAGCCGUUAGCACCGCCGACGAAUCGCUCCAGUGCAGCGGGCAUUGCCCAGAUUACUAGCAACACGGCCAACGUGCACCUCGGAGUGGUGGACCCGAUGGACAGUGAGCGUUCGUCGUCCGGGUUUAUUUCGCGCAUCAACAUUCGUCUGGGUGAUAUCGAGGACAAUAACGAUGCGGACGCGUUGGUGCAGGACGACGGUGAAACGUCGGAGCAGGAAGAUAUGGCGGAACGGGAGCAGCCACCGCCGCGACGCUCCACCUCGAUACGGCCGGUCACGAGUGCGGCGUCCAUGAAUGCCGAAGAGGAAUCGCAGGAUUUGUUGCGCAGCGAGGAGAAUGCCCAGGGCGAGAGUGAUAACGAGUUCAACUUCCACGAGGCAGAAACCGAAUCCGAUUCGGACGACAAUCAGAGCACGCAGGACGCGCAGCGAAGCGUUCAGACGGGAGCGACGGCCGGUUCGGAUACAGGGCUAAACUCUUUGCUGUUCGACAACGAAGAUGAUUCGGGCGAUUCGACCCAGCCGGACGAUGAAGGAUCGGAGGAUGGCGAAAGCGACGACCAGUCCACGGUGGAUUUCAAUUUGAACGACGAUCAGCUCGAGCGCCGCCAGACACCGGGUGGUGGCAACCAGCGCAACAACCUUGCCCCACAAUCGAUGCAGUGGGCGAUACGCAGCCGCGAAACGACGGCACCGGAGCGUGUCCGCUUGACCGCGGGCAGUUCCAACCUGGUGUUUAUCGAUCCGAGUUCGUUGCGUCGGUCGACUACCGCUGUUACGACCGCGCAGCAGCAGGAAUCGCCUACGAUGACCACCACGGCCAGUGCGCUGGCCCGGGCGUUCGGUAUCAUAUUGCGACAAAUUUCCGACCUGAUUGGUAUGUUGCCCACCAGCAUCAGUGGUUCCUCGUCCGUGCUGGACGUGACUCAUCAGGAUGCUGUACAGCUGCAGAUGUACGUUGAGAAGCGGUUGAAACUUACGUGGGAGUGGAUACUAACCGUGAUGGAAGCGACCGAAGCUCAGUUGCGCUUCGGUGCUUCACUGACUGAUUCCACCGAUCCUUCGCAUCCGCUGCAUCCGCUCAACAUUCCGUCUUCAUCCAGCACCAGUGAAGCAACUCCGUCCGCUAUGAUCGGCGUGACUGCAGGCAGAAGUAGAGCCACGAUUAGCACGCUGGGCACAGCGACCACAGCGCGUAACCUGGGCUUUGCUGAUAGCGACCGCAGUGCGCGAGAUGGUGGCUCUUCUAUGACGGCAGACUCGGAAUCCAGCAGGCGCGAUUUUCUCACCUACUGCCUUUCGUUGAUGCGUGCGCAUAACUCCGAGCACCGCGACUCGUUGCCCGUGCUGGAUGUGACGGCCCUGCGCCAUGUGGCCUACGUGCUCGAUGCCAUCCUGUUCUAUAUGCGCGCAACGAACGAUUGUGAUCUCGAUCGUACCACGAACGGGUCAAACGUGUGGGACGAUCAGGAUGAGAACGAAAACGAAGAAACGGAAGAGGACAUAUCCGCUUCCAUCGUGAUGGAUACCGAUUCGGUGGACGAGGACAUGCUGAGCCGCCCGUCGCUCGGUCGACGACACUCAUUCUUCCAGCGGUCGGAUUCAACGCUCUGCCUCGGCUGCCCCGCGCCGGAUCCGUUCAAUACACCAUUGAUCGAAGCGUUACCGUUGGCGGACCAGCCGCACCGUCUACAGCCGACGGCAAAGCGCGAGGAUCUGUUUGGCAUGCCGAAGUGGCCGAUCACGCUUGCACCGGGUGCCGCCAGCGGUACGCCACAUCCAUCCAAUGCCGCCUAUCCAGGUUCGUCGGAGGGUAUCGCCGUGGCGUCGAGUUCGUCCGCCGGCGGUGCCACAAAUCUGGAGCUACCUCCCGUUCGGCUUAGUUUGUCGUCCUCGAUACGGCACGAAAUGAGCAACAACCAAGCGGCCACGGGCAUCAUCGUCGACCCGUCGGAAAGCUUGUAUACCGAGUCGCAGCAGCAGCAACACACCAGUCAAGAUCACACCGUAGCUUUUAUCGAUGGAGGUGUUACACAAACCACUACUUCACCGCCCAGCACGGACUCCCGUGUGCGGGUAGAAAUUUCUCUUCCCGUAGGAAUUUAUCAAGCUGCGGCGAGCAGCAGCAGCAGCGGCGGCACGACGGCAUCGGUUGGAAACGGAUCAUCAACCAAACAGCAGCAGCAGCAGCAGCAGGAGCUUGACGUCGGCGGUGGCGGCAGCACGGCACCAACAACGAAAGCUGGUGAAACGCAUUCGCCCAAGCCGCCGCCACCACCACCACCACCCGUAAGCGGGGGAAACAACAACAGCAGUAGCAGCAGUAGUAGCGGCGGCAGUAGCGGAAGCGUUCCCCCCACCUCUACCGGUGGCACUAGCAACACGUCGGCCUCACCGUUCUCGGAGGUGUACUACAAAAAGAACCGACUGUUCUAUCUGAAGAGCAACAACAAGUACAGCGAAGAGUCCGACGUCGAUGAAGUGAGUAUCAGCUCGGAUGAGCCACAGGACUUGUCGCAAUCGUCGAUUAAAAUCGAUGUCGAUACGGAUCAGGAUCACGAUGAGCUGUCGGAGUCGGAUUCGGAGGAUUCGUCGCGGCACCACUCCUCGACGACGGCGGCCAAGCGCCAGAAGCUGGACGAUGCCGCCGGAGGUGGCGAUAUGGGUGGUUGCGUUGGUGGAAGCAAUACAACCGCCACCACCACCACCGUCGCUCUCACGAUGUCGCUACAACAAGGUGGAAGCAACAGCAGCAGCGACGGUGCGCCGGUUGGCCAACAACAGCAGCAGCAGUCAUCGCAGCCGGAACAGCCCGCGUCAGCUAUACGCCCACCGAUCAUUGUUGCCCGGCGAAAGGUAGCGGCCGGUUCGGGUGCCGGCGCCGGCUCCACACUGGACGCAUCAUCGGUUGCCCUUGGACAAGGAUCCGUUUCGUCGGACGUUGUGAUGGGAAGCGAACAGCAGCAGCAGCAGCAGCAGAUGGGCGGUAGCGGAGCGCCGUCGUCCUCGUCUUCCUCGGGACUGUCAGUAUCGUUCGCGAAUCCGCUGGUAACGAUCGGCAAUGCACCGGCAGGGACAUCUCCCGGCAAAAGCGUUAUUGUUCGUGCUGGCCCCUCAUCAUCCUCUACGAUGUUUGCUGCAGGCGGCGCCACUAUCGGCAGCAGUAGCAGCGGCAACUCCGUCGAUCUGAUCCAAUCGGCCGAGGCAAUGGAUAUACAGGAAAUCUCGGCCCACGUCACGGUCGAAACGACACCGAACGUGCUGCCGACCGCUGUGCAGCCAGAAAUGCCACCACGCGGCAUCUAUCUGCGCGGUUCGUCCGCCAUGUCGUCGUCGAUUCUGUCCGACAUACUGUUGGGCCGCUGGCGCUUGUCGCUGAUUCUGUUUGCACGCGUCUUCCUCGAAGACGUUGGCGUCGAGCCGGGCAGCGUCAUCUACGAGCUGAACGGAUUCCCCGUGAAGGAGACCAAGUUCCGGCGCUACAUGGAGAAGCUGCGCUGCACGACGCAGAAAGAUCUGACGUUGCUAAAGAUGGAGCGCAACAGGGCGGCACUGCUGACGCAAACGUUCAAGGAGCUUAACGUGCUGUACAACAACCGGCGGGUGCAGCAGCCGCUCGUGUUUAAUCGCGUGAAGGUCACGUUCAAAGAUGAGCCGGGCGAGGGUUCGGGUGUGGCGCGCAGCUUCUACACCGCGAUCGCCGAAGCGCUGCUGGCGAACGAGAAGCUGCCACCGCUCGAUGUGGCACAAACGCCAACCAAGUACGGUGCGGGACCGUUCAACAGCAUGCUGCGGCAUCGUGGCAGCAGCAGCAGCAGUAGCGGUGGUGCUGGUGCAGGAAGCGGAAGCUCGGGCGUUGGAGGCGGCGGUGUGGGUGGAGGCAGUAGCGCACAGGGUGGCGGUAUCGGUGGGGGAGGUAGUGGCAGUGGUAGCAGCUCUCGCCGUGGGCUCUCCAGCAAACAGCCGCUGUGGCGCCCGAAUCGUGAAUCUCGCAAAACGCUCAACUACGAUGCGCGUCCCUUCCGGCCGGCCAGCGAACAGAAUGUGGCGGCUAGUGGUGGGGGGGCAGGUGGCGGAGGUGGUGCCAGUCCCCCCACCCUGCUGAACGUUGGGGAAAUAUUUUCCGUCCAGCAGCAGCAGCUAGGCGAUCGGCUUUAUCCAAAGGUACAACUGCAGCAUCCGAACAAUGCUGCGAAGAUUACGGGCAUGCUGCUGGAGCUGCCCCCCACCCAGGUGCUGCAUCUGCUGGCGUCGGAUGAAAAUUUGCGCCAGCGGAUCAGUGAAGCGGUCGAGAUCAUUGUGCAGCGCCAGCGGUUAGAGAUGGACAACCUCUCCAACGGCGGCGGUGGCCAAUCGUCCUCAUCAGCGCCGGGGGGCGGUGCUGGUGGAUCGUCGGUGGCACAGGGUGGACAAGGUUCCUCGUCGCUUGGCGGCUCGGUUUCGUUGGCGGGCGGAGCCGUUGGAUCGUCGGGAUCAGCGGGCACCACCGGUGGCGAUCAGGUUGGUGUUACGGCGGGCAGCGGCGGAUACAGCAGCAUGACAGGGCAAGGCACAAGCUCGUUAGCGAAAAAGUGUACCCCGGUGUUGCUGCUGGAUGACUGUCAGAUGGAUGCGCCCUUGUUCUACACGCCGGGCAAGCGCGGCUUCUACAGCCCCCGGCAGGGCUAUCCUUCCAGCGAACGGAUGAAUGCGUUCCGCAAUGUGGGCAGGUUGAUUGGAUUGUGCUUGCUACAGAAUGAGCUGUUCCCGCUGUUCCUGCAACGGCACGUACUGAAGUUCAUUCUCGGCCGACAGAUUCGCUUCCACGAUUUGGCAUUCUUCGACCCGGUGCUGUACGAAUCGCUGCGCCAGCUAAUCAAGGACUCGCAAACCAAAGCGGGCGGCAUCAGCAUGCUGCAGAGCCUUGAAAUGAACUUUGUGAUUGACCUCAUGCUGGAGGAAGGGUCGGGAACGGUGGAGCUGGUACCGGGUGGACGCGACAUUCAGGUCAACGAGCACAAUGUGUACGACUAUGUGCGCAAAUACGCCGAGUAUCGUAUGAUCAAAACGCAGGAAAAGGCGUUGGAAGCCAUUCGUUCUGGAGUGUUCGACGUCCUGCCCGACACGGCAUUGGAUCAACUGACGGCGGAAGAUUUGCGGCUGUUGCUGAACGGUGUCGGCGAUAUUCACGUGGCCACGCUCAUCUCCUACACGGCGUUCAAUGACGAAUCGAACGAACCGAGCGACAAGCUGACGAAAUUCAAGCGCUGGCUCUGGAACGUGGUGGAAAAGAUGACCAACCUCGAGAGACAAGAUUUGGUGUAUUUCUGGACUGGUUCACCAGCGCUUCCCGCUUCCGAGGAAGGAUUCCAACCGAUGCCAUCGGUGACCAUACGCCCGGCCGACGAUUCGCAUCUGCCGACAGCGAACACCUGCAUCUCCCGGCUGUAUAUUCCGCUCUACUCGAGCAAGGCCGUCUUGCGGCACAAGCUUCUGCUAGCGAUCAAAACAAAGAACUUUGGCUUUGUGUAAAAGUAUGUGAGCGAGAGGACAGUCAGGGAGAGCUAAGCGAGGGACGGACCGACUAGGUGUGGGGGAGACUAGGCAUACUAAAGUAAGCAGCGCGCACUACGACGAAAAAAAUGGGGGAAAAGCGUGUUUCCUUAAAUAUGCAAACGCCUGCUCUCGAACCAGAAUAUAGGGAAGAAGUUGCGCGCGUAGCAUACAUACACACUAGGCAAGGCAAUAUUCGUAGUUUUGUUUUGUUUCUUUCGUUUGCUCUGUGGUUAUAAUUAACAAUCGGUUUCAGAUUUUCAAUAUUUUUCUUCUUAUUCUUUCGCUCUUUUUUUAUUUUAGUUUUGUGUCAUUCUCGUGUGCAUAGUAAACCAUAGUAACAGGAACUAAGGCAACCAAGUAAGCAAGAGCGAUGCACUUGCUCCUAUGAUUUGAACUAAUGGCACAUGAAAACCGAUCAGCAAAAUGGUAGGGGCGUAAUUUUUGCGUAUUAUUUAGGGUGAUACUAGCUUAAAAGAAGGGGGAGGGGGGGGGGGUGCAUGUGUGGACCUGGCAACACACGUGAACGGUUGCUAUGAUGUCUCUGUUGCUACGUAACGAAGAGCCCCUAUCACCCAAUCCCAUAUUACUACACAACAGAUAGGUCGAUACACAGGAAUUGUGAAUUAUGUGUGUUCUUUUGCUACGGCUUGUGUACAUGCAUACAUUGCUCUCGUAUACUUGGUGUGAAUUAGAGAGAGAGAGAGUGCCCUCGAUCGGUAUGCAACUUUUUUUUUUGUUUAGCGUACUUUAUAGAUAGAUACGACUUGAGUUGCGAUUUGGUUUAUCGCUCGAAAAACGAUGGAGAGGAUAGGACACGGGCAUGCAUAUAUGAGUAGCCACUACGAGUCCUAUACGAGUAGGAACAACUAGUAGAGGGAGGAUUGAUUAGGAUUACCAUUACUGCUGCUACUACUACUACUACUACUACACACAGCUACGAAUUAGAGGGAUUAGAAGCGAGAACAGAACACACGGAAGCAUGCAAAUAUUAUAACAAAAUUGAUAUCUUUGAAUAUAGAUACACAUAUAUAUUUAUAAUCGUAUAUAUACACAAUGGCCAAAAUUCGCUUACCAAUACGCACCUCAGAUCCCCCCCCCCCCCCACCCACACCCCACCAUUAUUCGGUGUUAAUCCACUAUUGAAAAAUUGAAUGGUAACUCUUCCGGUUAUUCCAUCUCUCGACAUCCGAUUCGGUUCAGUUAAUUCAACCUUACCGCUGUUCCGUUGGUUUCAGCUCCAUAAAAUCAGUGUUUACGCAAUGGUUGCAAUGGAGAAGCGAUAUGUUCAGGCGCUUCACCAACCCGACAAAUAAUAGUGGACAAUAUGCAAAGCAUCAAAGCAAGUGAGAGAGAGAGAGCGAGAGCGAGAGAACCGAAAAUGGGGUUUCGCGAACAGGUGAUAAUAGCAGCCAGCGCAGCAACACGGAUGAUGAAUAGACGAAGAAAUGACGAUUUAUGUCCUAUUUGUAGAUAGCAAACCGGAGAGGGGGAAAUCAAUCGCAAGGAAAGGGAAAAUGAAAAUAUUGUGUUUGUGUGUGUGUGUGUGUGUGUGUGUGUGUAUGUGGUUUGUAAGCAUUGACGACUGUUUGUUUCGAUGGCUUUGUUUUACUCUUGCAAAUUACCGUUCCAAUUGUGCUGGAAUAUGUAUACAAACUUCACUGAGUGUGAUCGUUUCCUUCAAGAUGUUUGAGUAAAGGUACCGAAACGAGAGAGAGAAGAUACGGAGGGAUUUUCGUUUUGGUACUGGAAUUGAAGACACACAUAUCGUGUAAGAAACGACCCUCACUGCAAUGUCGUAAGAGCGCUAUAAGGUUUUCGUAAGGGGGUAUCGUUUCUCAAGACCGUCGUAGCUUAAACCACAGUUACAAAGAAGCCUGAAACUAGCCUACGUGUGAUUUCGUUGGCGUAACAGAACAGAGCGGAUCCUCUUUUCGAGCUAUAGACCGACGAAGGUAUAAGUAAUGAGUAAAAGGUAGAGUUUAGUUCGGCAUGACGCUAUUUCAUACUGGAGGUAGUAGUAGUAGUGCCACACACACACAGACGGAUGAGACGGUACGAAACGGUAUAAUAAAAUUAUCAAUUUUAUGGAAUACA
Messenger RNA from Anopheles stephensi (Asian malaria mosquito), 13421 nucleotides. RefSeq names its product E3 ubiquitin-protein ligase hyd (gene hyd). The transcript has 18 exons. Gene Ontology annotation, biological process: DNA damage response; protein polyubiquitination; regulation of double-strand break repair. The coding region runs from base 564 to 11303 and encodes 3579 amino acids. Lineage: Eukaryota; Metazoa; Arthropoda; Insecta; Diptera; Culicidae. The record is from RefSeq and is a predicted model, not a curated record. Gene Ontology annotation, cellular component: nucleus. Gene Ontology annotation, molecular function: zinc ion binding; ubiquitin-protein transferase activity; RNA binding.